Messenger RNA from Penicillium chermesinum, 564 nucleotides. RefSeq lists its product as uncharacterized. The record is from RefSeq and is a predicted model, not a curated record. The transcript is spliced from 4 exons. Lineage: Eukaryota; Fungi; Ascomycota; Eurotiomycetes; Eurotiales; Aspergillaceae. Bases 1 to 564 code for a protein of 187 amino acids.
AUGCGCCUGCGUCAUCGCCUGGAUCCGGGGCCAGCUCUAAAACGGCCAGAAUGGAGUCUGGCCCUAAUUCCGGAUCACUACUCCGUACUUGUCUAUAAUUCAUUGCCUAUUCGACGCUUUUCCGGGGUCGGUUGGACCGAGCGUGUGAACCUCGAUCUUGAGAUCCUAGCGACUUCUCGCAAGUCGUCUUAUGCGUUCCUCGAUCGGGAAAGAGCAGUUGCCGAGCGAUCCUUCAUUACGGCGAUGCUGAUUGGUGAAAAGACCACUGGUCACGGGAAUGUUCCCUCUGGGCCCAAUGACUGCACGCCCCUAGUGGCCUACGCACCUCAAUUACCGACGGAAUUCAUUCUACAGUUCUAUGAACCCAUCAACGGCAAGACAGAUUCAGCUUGCAUAAAGGUCGGCAAUUCCUCCCGACCGGAAGCUAUCAAGUCGGGGUGGUACGAUGCCGGACACUUGACCGAUCGGGGCAAUUCUCUGAACUGCGGCGCCGGAAAUCCGUCCGAACUCCCGCAGAUUUACGAGAAAAGCCCGCAGAGCAAGGCGUGCAAUGCCCAUGGGUAA